GGUCUAUGAUAUCACACUUUCGCCAUUUUCUGGACAAAGCGCACCAAAUUACACCCAUUCUGGGCACAUUCCUCUCGUUAGAGGGAGAUCCGGACAUCGUAAAGGAUUCACAAUGACAAUCCUCCCCAAGAAGAAGCCUCAGCAGCAGUCUGGAGCGGCGGAGGUGGAGGCAGGAGAGGCUUCUUCGUCUGCGAGCCACCAACACCAGCUGCCAAUAGGAUCUUUGCCCAAUCACAUACAGACUGGUGAGGCCACAAGGUAUCUAUCUUCUUCGUCACCUCCACCUUGUUGGCCUCCCCCGCCCCCCUCAGCCACACCGAGGGAGGAGAAAAGGCCAUCUCAUGCGUCACCUACACACUUCGAGGAUUCACAUGAGAGUGGCCCUUCACACAGCAAGCGGCGAUACAGGUCAUUGAAGGAUGCACAGACUAAGCCUUUCUCUCCUAAUCAUGUUAAAUUGAACAUGGAGUUAGAAAUGGUUAGGGACAAAUGGGAGAAGGUGUGGGAGUAA
This is a messenger RNA of Penaeus vannamei (Pacific white shrimp), 511 nucleotides long. NCBI's taxonomy places the organism in Eukaryota, Metazoa, Arthropoda, Malacostraca, Decapoda, Penaeidae. The record is from RefSeq and is a predicted model, not a curated record.